Messenger RNA from Hippocampus zosterae (dwarf seahorse), 2616 nucleotides. Its product is annotated as ciliated left-right organizer metallopeptidase. NCBI's taxonomy places the organism in Eukaryota, Metazoa, Chordata, Actinopteri, Syngnathiformes, Syngnathidae. Gene Ontology annotation, molecular function: metalloendopeptidase activity. Gene Ontology annotation, biological process: proteolysis; cell adhesion. Gene Ontology annotation, cellular component: membrane; cytoplasm. The record is from RefSeq and is a predicted model, not a curated record. The coding region runs from base 4 to 1854 and encodes 616 amino acids. The transcript has 12 exons.
GUGAUGCUUAUCCGGCUGUGUGUGUUCCUGCUAUGUGCCGAGCUACGGGUCUCCCCGCACCGGUGCGUCUUCGACGAGGUUCAGCCUCGGGUGCGAGUGGUCCGCGCCGCCCGGCCAAGUUUGCUGCCGAAACUCGGAGAAGUGGCCCCGAUGAGGAUCGGGACUUGGCUUUCCGGAGAGAGCGAGCGCCUGUCGCGGCGCCAGGAAGGCCAAUUGAGGGCCACCGUGGAGCGGGCCGUGAGGACCGUGUCGUCGUUACUUUCAGUGGAGCGAGCCUCAAGCCCACUGCUGCUCAGCAGGGACGUCAACAAAUACUGCAAGUUUCUGUGGAAGAAUUCAAGCGGCGUCAACUACAACAGGUGUGGCCAAGCAAACAAAAACUACAGAUAUGAGAUGUGCCUGGACGUCAAGAUACCGGAUGAUCACCUCGCUGGCUGCAAAGUCUAUCCGCAGUCCAACUCGACCCGCGGUGUCGUUUUGAGGCAUCCGGGAGGCGGGGUGGCCGACGUCGACUUCCUGCUCUACCUCCACGUCCAAAUGUCGGACAAGUGCAGGGCGCAGUCUCGCCUGUUGGCCUACGCCGCCCACUGCCGGGCGGAUGCCGGCGGAAGACCUUUGGCGGGUGUCGUGGUCAUCUGCAGGGAGAGACUGACAAGCGUGAGCGUACAGACUGUGGUCCAUGAGCUGUUCCAUGCGCUGGGCUUCUCCAGAGAUCUUUUUGCCACGUGGGUGGACUGCUCCAUCGAACGAGAGAUUUCAGCCUGCUCCCCCCGGGGCAAAGUGACUCACGCUGACGGAACGGGCCAGAUGAGGCUCUACACCCCGUCCGUCAUCUCGGCGUUGCAAAGGCACCUGGCGGCCGUCGAUCCCGAGCUGGGGGGGCCGCUCGAGAACUCGGACGCGGCGCCGGGCGGCGUGUCCUCCCAUUGGGAAGCCCGACUUCUGCAGGGCUCUGUCAUGUUGGCGGCGCCGGGCCCGUCCGGCGCGGCGCGCAUCGACCCGCUCACCUUGGCCGCGUUUCAGGAUACGGGCUGGUACGUCGUCAACACCAGCCGGGCGCAAGAUCUGGUCUGGGGAAAAGGUGAAGGAGCUUUGUUUGGUUCCAAGUUGACCUGCCAUGACAACUCGUCAUCCUUCUUCUGCACCGGCAGUGGACUCGGGUGCCAUCAUUUACAUUUCCACAAAGGUGAGUGCCAGACUGAUGCCCACCUGGAUGGCUGUCGCAUUUACAAAGCGCUUGAGAACCGAAGUGAAUGCUGGAAAAAAGAAAACGAGAGGCAGUCAGGUGACGAGCGCCACGGUGGGGAGGUCUUCGGCUCAGGCAGCCGUUGUUUCUUCUCCAAUCUAACCACACUCAACCACAGUCAGCUCAUAGUGACGGGGCGCUGUUACAGACACAGGUGCACUGGACCAAACCGCUACCAAGUCCAGGUGUUGGACUCGGACUGGUUGGACUGCCCCGCAGGAGGCAGCAUUCAGAUAAGGGGAUACCAAGGUUCCGUUUUCUGCCCGGACAAGAGGUUGUGUCUGGACUCUGACGACAGUCCUCCUCCCUCAGAGGCUGAGGAUGUUUUCCCCACAAGGCAAGUGAAGUGUUUUUCUUCAUACAACCCUGUAUUUAUAGUCAAUUUAAUGAAAUACUUUUUUUUUUUAUGGUCUCAAACCAGUCAACCGAAUGAGACGUUACUCCAGGAGGAUACCCGGUCAGCAUACAACCCUGCCGCAGACCCCUUGGUCACCACUGUGUUCUGUGUUUUGGCAGCACUGGGGGUCCUGGUUCUCGGUCUGAUGAGUACCAGGUGUACCUCCUGCAAGGUUCGGAUCCAUGCGGCUUCUGGCAUGUUGAAUUGCUGAGAUCAUCUUCCUUCCAGUUCAGUGUUUAAAAAAAAACAAACAAAAAAAACGUAUCUAGUCAUUUGCGGUCAGUGGCAGAGCUAGACUUUUCUCCCUGGGAUGGCCACAAUGCUAUCUAAAUUUGGAAACGUUAUCAAAAGUCAACAUACACACACACAUUUUUUGUAUUUUUUUUUCUGCUGGAUGCAGUAAAAUGGUCUGAAACAAAGCAGUCCUUCAUAGUACCUUGUGUUCCAAAAUUCCAGAGGACCAUGAAAGCACCGUUUUGCGUAAUUGUUUAUGGAAAGGUGAUUGGUGGAAACCCAGGAAGUUGCUAUGUAAAUUAAGUAUAGAUAACCUGGUGUUUUUCACCCACUAAUGACCCAACCCGUACAGUUGUUACAGACUGUGUCAACACAUUAUUACUAUUAUUAUCAUCAUACGAUGUUGUUAUUAUUAACUAUUUUUUAACUGUCAAGCAAAGGCUUAUAAAGCGGAUUUACGUGGGACAGGAGAAGAGAGUCAAUCUCUUUUUCGUUAAUGGAUGCUAUAGCUUCUAGUUGCUUUCAAUUUGGCUUGUAGCAGACGUGUGCACAUUUUCAGCAUGACGUCUUUGAUCCACUGGAGAAAAGGACACUUUGAUUCGCUCCUCUUUCAUCUAGAACUGCUUCAAACAGAAAAGUGUAUGCAGGAAAGUGGUUCAGAUUGCACGAUUGUCUGUCUUUUGUGUUGUAUUAUUUUGUCGUUUUAUAUUAACUUUUCUUUUGCAUGUUUGACAAUAAA